GAAUCUUAACUCUUUCAUGUAGAAAGGGUUGUCACCUUCGCGUGGGCCUGUCAAGACCCAAUACAGUAAGACGCGUCGCGUUUUCUAAUCAACGGUCCUUCCUCGCGCCAAUCGUCCGCCAACCCCCGCCAAUUCCGGCCGGUUUGUCCACCACCUGCCACCACCAAGAUUCUCCGAUGACUAAAUUGGGGUCUGGAACCGACGCUCAAAUCCGAGAUCCGAUCUCCAGCGACGAGCGCGAUGCCCGACCGCACCCCCGACAGCGGGUCGCUCGAGGACGAGCCCCUCCCUGUCCCCCCCUCUUCGCGACACCCCGCCAACCGGCCUGCCAGCAUCAUUCAUGGGGCUGACCCUUUCAGCUCCCUUCGACUAAGAGGCGGUGAUAGUUCGCUUGGAUAUGACCAAGACGAGGACGAGGCAUCCUCAGCGGAGGACGAUGUCGCACCUCCCCCCCGGCGCACGGCGGUAUCACGGCCACGAAAUGGUCCGGCAAUUUCUGGGUUUCAACCAGGCGCUAUCGUCCGUGUCAAGGUUGAGAACUUUGUAACAUACGAGGAGGCCGAGUUCUUCCUCGGCCCUAACCUAAAUAUGGUCAUCGGGCCUAACGGCACGGGGAAAAGCUCGCUCGUUUGCGCUAUCUGUUUGGGAUUGGGUUACUCCUCGAGCGUCCUGGGUCGAGCGAGCGCUUUUGGGGAGUUCGUCAAGCACGGCAAGGACGAAGCCGGGAUUGAGGUCGAGUUGCAGAAGCUACCAGAACACUCGGAAAAUCCCAUCGUUGGGCUCUCCAUUCGACGAGAAGACAACAGCAGGAAAUUUACAAUUAAUGGGCAGAGGGCGUCGCACAAGGAGAUCCAGAAGCUCAUGCGGUCACUCAAGAUACAGAUCGACAAUCUGUGCCAGUUUUUGCCUCAAGACAAGGUUGCCGAAUUCGCUGCCCUCACACCGAUUGAGUUACUCGAGAAGACCCUCCAUGCGGCCGCGCCAGAGGAGAUGCUAAGUUGGCGAGCCCAGCUCAAGGAUCAUUUCAAGUUGCAGAAGGAUACCGAGCACAACGGCGAAAAGAUCCGUGAGGAGCUCCGCAAGAUGGAGGCCCGCCAGCAGGUCCUCCAGGCCGAUGUCGAAAAGCUGCGGGAAAGAAAGGCAAUCCAGGAGGCGAUUGAAGAUUACAACAAGCUGCGGGUGGUGGUCAAGUAUUAUGACGCCCGAAACAGGUUCAAGGAGGCAAAGGUGCGAAAAGUCGACGCCGAGCGUUCCCUCAAGCGACUCUACGACAGCGUCGCCCCUGCGCUUGAAGCCGUCAACAGCAAGCAGGAAUACCAGGCCAAGGUUAAGCUGGUCGUGGCCGACAGGCAACGCCGACUCCAGACAGCCGAUGCUGCCGCCAAUACGGCGAUUGGCCAAGUCGAAGCCGUCCAGGCCAGGUGUCAAGAGCUGGCUGGGCGGAAGGAGGCCGAGCAUUCGAAUUUUGUGGCCAAAAAACAGGAGCUCGGCCGUCUCCGGAAAAAAAUCACCGAUUUAGAAGCCAGCCAUCGCCAGGCACCCCCAGAGUUCGAUGCUGCCGACUGGAACAGAAAAAUCAGAGAACAAGAGCAUCAAGGGCGUGAAAAGGAGGCAGCAAGGAUCGAGACAGGAGAAGAAAUCCAACGAAUACGGCACAAGGCAGGCGAAAUUCGAGAACAGUUGUCAAGGCUGCAAACCAGUGAGCAGGAACUGGAUUCGCAGCAAGGCCAGCUACUCACUCAAUUGAGGAGGAUUAAUAACGAUGUUGCCAAGGGUUGGGAGUGGUUGAAGGACAACCAACAGAGCUUUGAGAAGGAGGUCUUCGGCCCUCCCAUGCUCACGUGUUCUGUCAGGGACAAGCGGUACACCGACCUUGUUCAGUCCAUCCUCCAAGCAGACGACUUCCUGUGCUUCACGGCGCAGACGAAAGAGGACCACAAAAAGCUCAGCAACCAAUUCUACGGCGAGAUGGGGCUUUCUGUAACGAUCCGCUCUUGUUUCACACAAUACAGCACGUUCAAGCCGCCUUUGGUCAAGGAGGAGUUGUCUAGUCUGGGCUUCGACGGCUAUGUCAGCGACUAUCUCGAUGGGCCGGAGCCGGUGCUCGCUAUGCUUUGCUCCGAAAGGAAGAUGCACGCAUCAGCCGUGUCCAUUCGAGACAUUACCGACGAGCAGUUCGACCAAAUCCAGCGGGCCGAGAAACUCAUACAGUUUGCUGCGGGGAGGCAGCUGUAUCGUAUCACACGCAGGAGAGAGUAUGGUCCAGGUGCCGUCUCCACGCGAGUCACCCAAUUCGCCAAGGGCCGCUUCUGGGCUGAUCAGCCGGUGGAUGCGACCGAGAAAACCGAGCUCCGGCAGAAAAUCGACGAACUCACAUCACAACGUGCCGUUAUGAAGGAGCAUUACGAUGCCAUGAAUGAGAAGUAUAAAAAAGCGGAGGUGGAGACGCGGCAGAUCUCGGACAAGAUUACGGAAUUACGGUCCGCGAAAAGCGAGCUACAGCGCGAGUACACAAGGUGGCAGACGCUGCCGGACAAGAUAGAGUCUGAAAGAACGGCGCUCAGACGCACCGAAGAAGAGCUCACAGAAUGCAAAGGCCGCAGGCUCGAGCUCGAAAAGCUCCAGGACCAAAUCGCUCUCGACAAAGCCAAGGCCGUUCUUCAGCACCACAGGCAAAUAAUGGGCAUUCGGAAGGCGCGUGAGGCACUGUUAGAAGCACAGAUCGUUCUCAUGGAAGCAGAGUCAGAACUGGGUGUUCUCAAGGCUAAGAACUCGGAAAUCACCCAGCAACUAGAGGAAAGCAAGAGGUCACUCAAGCAGAUCAUCGACGAACUGAACCAGCAACGCAACAUUGCUGCCGAGGCCAAAGAGGAAGCUGUUAGCAUUCUGACGGAGGAGAAUAAAGACGAGUUGCGGGACAAGGCGAUGGGCAAAACGGUCGAAGACAUUGACCAGGCCAUUCAAGUGGAACAGACGAAGCUCGAGGUAAUUCAGGCCAGCAAUCCCGCGGCGCUGGAGGAGUAUGAACGAUACGCGGCCAGGAUUGAGAGAGAACGGGUCAACCAGGCGAACCACGAGAUCAAGAUGGCAGAGCUCGACGAACGCAUCCGCCACGUCAAGAGCCAGUGGGAGCCCAGGCUGGAUCAGCUCGUCAGCCAGAUCAACGAUGCCUUCAGUUACAACUUUGAGCAGAUCAGCUGCGCCGGUGAGGUGGGCGUACACAAGGAUGAGGACUUUGAGAAGUGGGCCAUCGAGAUCAGGGUCAAGUUCCGUGAGAACGAAACUCUCCAACGCCUGGAUCAGCACCGCCAGUCGGGCGGCGAGCGGGCUGUUUCGACAAUCUUCUACCUCAUGGCAUUGCAAUCGAUGGCCCAGGCGCCGUUCCGCGUUGUGGACGAAAUCAACCAGGGCAUGGACCCGCGCAACGAGCGCAUGGUACACGAGCGCAUGGUCGAGGUUGCCUGUCGCGAGCACACGAGCCAGUAUUUCCUCAUCACGCCCAAGCUACUAUCGGGCCUACGGUACGACGAGCGGAUGCGCGUGCACACCAUCGUUAGCGGCGAGCAUGUCGACAGUCGGGGCACCGAGAAGAUGAAUUUUGCGAACUUUGUCAACAUCCAACGGAGGUUAGCAGUCCGCUAAGCGGAAUCGACGAAACGAGCUAGACGGGACGGGUUGGGUUAGAAAAGGGGAGAGAAGGGGGGAAGUUGGCGUUUUCAUGAUCACGGCGACAUGAGUGGUAAUGAUACCCAGGUAUACGAUUAUGAUUAUGGCUCAAGGUCCUCUUCGUCCGGUAUUCUGUUGCUUACUUCAAGUUUCCACAUCGCAUGCCUCCACGCGUGCGUCAUGUCCAGACCCGCGCUAAGGGUGACGACGGUUAGGGGUGGGCCCGCACGUGGUGGGAGCCAAGCGAAGCCCACCGGCGGCCAGACCCGACGGUUAAUGACGUCAUGGCGUGUUCGAUGCGACCCUGGGGGGACGAAGCGCAGCGGCUGAAUGACUUGGCUGCAACUGGCCCUCUCUCCAUGCACCGUCACGCUCUGGCCAAAAAAACCG
Chaetomium fimeti is the source of this 4056-nucleotide messenger RNA. RefSeq names its product P-loop containing nucleoside triphosphate hydrolase protein. The transcript has 6 exons. Gene Ontology annotation, molecular function: ATP binding; ATP hydrolysis activity; single-stranded DNA binding. Gene Ontology annotation, biological process: double-strand break repair via homologous recombination. NCBI's taxonomy places the organism in Eukaryota, Fungi, Ascomycota, Sordariomycetes, Sordariales, Chaetomiaceae. The record is from RefSeq and is a predicted model, not a curated record. The coding region runs from base 241 to 3642 and encodes 1133 amino acids. Gene Ontology annotation, cellular component: Smc5-Smc6 complex; nucleus.